Molecule: messenger RNA, 5812 nt
Organism: Paramuricea clavata
Lineage: Eukaryota; Metazoa; Cnidaria; Anthozoa; Malacalcyonacea; Plexauridae
Source: the annotation of a GenBank genome assembly
CAUGUCUGGUGCUUCGCCGUGGGGAUGAAAUGUUUGGGUAAGAGACUAUGACUAAUUUUCCUUCUGGUAUUUUUAAAUCAGGAUUACAUAGGGCUGAUGUACUUCUAAAUAGAAUCAAUGUGGCUUUUAGGGUCUAACCUUGAGUGUAAGAUUUGAGUCAUCUCGACACGAUUGUCACGGACUACAUAUGACCUAUGGCAUGCGGGAAAUAAUGGCUUUGUCUGUACCAAUCGAAGUUGUAUACAAUGCGUUUUAUUUCUCAUUCUACGCUGGUUACGCGCCGUUUAUAAUGUUCCGACCUGUCUAUUUCAAGUAUAUUGGACUGAGCCCAGUGUUCGUCGGGUUGUUGUGUGGUUUGCGUUUUAUACUGCAGUCUACGGGAACGCCAUUAUUGAUCCUAUUUGCAGAAAGACUUCGCUCGCGCAAACUAAUGUUUGUGAUAUCAUAUAUAGUUCUCAUGGCUAAAAUGUUGAUAAUACUCAUAGUUUUACGUCCACAUCAUCAGAUGUGUGUAAUCAAACAUAUUGGUGACCAGACGACGCAACAAUCUUUUGAGAUUCAUCACGUGCUUUUCAAACGCGACUUGACAGAAAACUGGAAUGAAACAGCCGAAGAUGCGGAAAUAUUAUGGGGAGUGUCAAUCGUUGAAAAUAAAACAUUAUUCAGCACGACCGACCGCCCAGUUACUACCACGUUUCAAGAAACUAGAAAUACAACUCUGACUUCAGUACCACCCUCAGAAAAUCCUUACAAGAUUAAUUCCAAUAUUAGUUCCAAAAAAUCUGAGAAAUCUGGGAGCAUUUUACAAAUUACACCAAAGCCAGGCAUUACAGAACAUAUUAUCUAUAACAAUAAAGCAGAAUUGCUUCGCAUCUUCACAUGUUUAUUAGUUCUAGUUUUAUUAAGUGAUGCAUUUGAUUCUACCAUGUUUACAUUGGUUGAGGAGUCAUGUUCUGCUAGUAUAGGUGCUGAGCAUUAUGGACAGGCUCAAACCUGUGGUACUGUAGGCUGGGGUAUAAUCGUACCUAACAUUGGUAUCGUCAUAUAUUAUUUUAACCAAGAGUUCUGCGGGAUGUACAUUGGAUCGUUCCAUUAUGUAUUUUAUUUUGCAUUUGGAUUUCUCACAGUUGCUUUCUUGUGUGGUCUGUGCCUGGAUUUUCCCGCCGGUACAAAGGACGUCAUUGCCAGAAAAGUACAGAGUCCGUCAUCCAAUUUUCAGUACAGCAUGUUCACUUUUGUAUCUGCUUAUUCCGGAUUUUGUGAUGGAUUUCUAUUGACGUUUACGUACUGGUUUAUUGAUAGUCUUGGGGGAAGCGCUAUGGUCAUGGGUCUUACCACAGGAUGCAGAGCGGUGGUUAACAUCGUGAUAGGUGUGGUCUUAACAAGGAUGAUUGAAUACAUUGGACAUCAGCUUAUAGUACAUAUUGGUUUAGUCUGUCAUAUUAUUGUAUUUGUGAUUUAUUUUUUAAUCAAGUUACCAUUACUUGUCUUGGUAGCAGAAGUUUUUAAUGCAACAAUUCAUAUCGCGACAACGCGUACUUGCAGCUCAUUUCUCUCUACGAAGGCACCAACAGGAUCCAGUCCUAAAAUGCAAGGUAAGGGUUUAUCUGGAUAAUUUAUCAAUUUUAUGCUUUGUUCACAGCUGGUUACUCAUUGCAAUUACAUUGAACUCGUGUUAAAUAUUGCAAAAUAUUAUAUUAUUAUUCAUGGCAUGACUAGAAAAUUAAUUUAUCGAUCUUUUAUGUUGAGAAAAAUAUAGAAGGGUAUCGGUGUCACAAAAUUCGUUCACUUUUGCAAUAAUCCUUCAAAGUUAUUUAUCGCCCCACCUCCCUAAAAUAAAAAUCAUCCAUAUUUUGGAAAAUCAUCCCCCCAAUUGGAUUUGAGAAAAUCCUGAAAAUAUCGAAAAUCAUAUAUAAGAAACACGUGGUACAAAAUGAUAUUUAGAAUCCUUCAGUAGACUACGAGCGGUCCCUCCUUUCCAUGGGUUUAUCUUCCCAGGGGAAAAGAGGGACUGCCGACAACACAUCAAGAAAUGAAAUACGCCCACUUUUCGCUCUUGUCAAGUUGGCUCCGCCUUUGCAUAAACAUUACUUUAUAUAUCCAAUUAAAUCUAUUCAAUAGGAAAUGUCAUUUUCAUCUUAUAAAAUCAACAUUCAGUCUGGAAAUUAUUUAUAGCACAGGGCAGACCUUUAUCAUUUAAUCCAUGACAAACUGCGAAGAAUGAAGAUAUUACCCAUACUUUCCUGCAACUUAUCCAAUAAAGUAGUUAAUUAAAUACGCCUUCGCCCAUUUAGUACUACUGAAUUGUAAAUUUCUGUUGAAAAACGCUGUUUUCUGUCCAUCAGAAUUCUGUCAAAUCUUCCUCAAAGUCCAGGAAAUGGCAUUUCAGAGACUCUAAAAUUAAAAAUUUUCUUGGGCCUUCGGCUCUCACUUUCAGUCCCAACAAUCGAAAAGAGCUUCCUACGGCCCUGUAGCAUAAUUACUACAUAUCAGAUUUGAUUGACAGGCACAUCGAUUUCGACCAAUGGAAAUUUUGCGUUGUGUGGACAACACGUAUUUCGUUUGUUGAUGUGUUUUCGGCAGUCCCUCCUUUCUCCCGAGGGACUGCUCGCGGUCUAGGUCUUCAGAAUCACAAGAUAUGAUUAUAUUUCGAACCUGGACAAGUUACCUGAUAUAUUUGACGCUGGACCUAAUUUUAGUGUCCACUCAGUGGACUAAAUCUAAUUUGUGCUUGUGCAGUGAUAAGUUAAAGUGAAAGUGUGCUGUGAUAAACAGUAAAGAAUGUGCAGUGGUAACAUUUGUUGUGAUAAAUUUGAACCCACUAUUUUGGCCUUAUUGCGUAUAUUUCAUAAUGAAAAUGAAAUAUGAGUGUUUUUCAGGGAACUGUGUGCGAUAAAGCAAUCUAAUUCACCCUUUCUAUAAUUCACUUGUAUGGACUAUUUUUAUUUUUCUGUGAAAAAAACCCUGAUUCGGUUGGAAAAUUCUUGUUAUGGAUUGCGUUUAGUGGACAGCCGUGGUUGUACUUUCAGUCAAUCUAUUAAAUGGCCUAAUAAAAUAUUCCUGAGGGUACUUGUAAUCUCCGCACUGGAAGAGCCCCUAUUGCCUAUGGAACGUGCAGUGAUGAAAAUUGCAUUAUACGAACUAUUUAAAAUUGUAUUAAAAUAUCAAUUUCGACCUUGUAUAGCAAUCCUUCAAGGAAUAUACUGGGGCCUUGGUGCAGGUUGUGGUGCAAUACUUGGUGGAUAUUAUCUCGAAUAUUCUGGUUUUACCAAAUCAUUCAUUGGAUUUGCAAUUAUCACAAGUAUAGUGUGUAUCGUUUUCUUAUUCCUCCAGAUCAUAUUAUAUCUAAUUAAUCCUGAAGUAACCCUGGAUGAUAUUUGGACAGUGUGGUCAACAACCUCUAGUAAUUAUGAAAGUGAAUACGAAGGUUCUGCUGAGGAGUCUGACGAUUAUUGAUGGAUAGUACAUAGAUAUAUAGAAGGUGGAAGAUGUUUCCAGUAUAGAUAGUAUAUUGAUAUAUAAGGAGGGUAUAUUUUACCGUGUCAACAAACUGUUGAUGUUUUCUAAAACUAAAUCCUAUCAUUCCGAUUAGCUUCACCCAGGGAAACAGGAAAAAGCUCCAAUCAUGGCCAAAAGUUUGUGGAACGCAAGCUAAUUAAUAGAUAUAAAGGCGCGCGAGUUAUAAUAUUUUCACAGAUCUCGCGAAAAAGAAACUUCCCCGGCCCCCUUUUCCAAUAUUGAUAUCCUAGUGCCAAUAAAGAGAUUGUGUGAAGCUUAUACCAAGCAGAAAACAUCCCAAACAACACUGACUGUGGCCAGGGGGGGGGGGGUAUUAUUCAAAUUAAGGGUAAAAACAUGAAAUCGCACUUUACGUUCCACAACAUUUGGCGUGUGGCGAGGGCAGCUCCUCAGCUCCACUGGAAAGAAGAUAUAAAUGUAGAAAAUGAAAAACUAAAGACUAUCGCCUGUAUUCUAAAACCUACCUCACACUCAAUCUCUCCGCAAUAAGUGUAACUCAACAUUCAAUGAGUUUCCACUCAUCCUCACUAAGUAUGAGACUGCACUAACCCUCCCACCAUUCAAUGGAGUGAUAUUUUAGAAUACACGUAUGUAUAGUAUAUACAGUGAUGUAUAAUGUUUUAUGACUAAAGAUGUGCCAGAUGGCUAUUUUUGCAUUAUUUUUCAACCACUAGAAUUGCACUUGCUGUUUUUGGAUAUGAUUGUUUUAUAAAUGUCGCUCCAAAUAUGCAAUGCAUGCUUUAUAAAACACCUUAUCCAUGGCUUCCAUGCAUGUAUGCAUGAGUGGCAAUGUUCCACUUCCCCUUUUUUCUGCACCGAUUUAACCCUUCCCAUUUAUACUAUCUACUGUAGUGAGGCAUAUGCUACGAUGGUUGAGAAGGGCCAUGACUGUAAACAUUCGCCUUUUUUUACCAUUAGACUCGUUUUUUUUUCUUCAAAGUUACACUCGCCGUUUUUUUCUUCAGAAUUACCCGCGAUGUUUUUUCAAUGCAAUAAUUACACGCGACGUUUUUUCCAAAAAUUACACUCGCCGUUUUUUUAGAGUUGCGUUUUAAACUGAGGGUUUCAAUUCGGAUGAAGAUGGGAGCAAUCAUAAGGUUAGUGUGUUUCCGAGUCAUCGAAACAAAAAUCCUGUAAAUAGGCCUACAGUACAAAAUUUCACUUUUUAGUCGGUUAUGAAUAUAAUGCAUUGCCAUUGACCAAUUUGGCAUUGGCAUUGUUUUCUUUUGUGUUUUCCAAACAAAACAAAAGCUUUGUGUGUUUUGCCAGGGUCAUAUUAUUUUACUUGUUGCACUUCUUCAUAUAAAUAUAUGUGUCUUGCCAUCGUAUAUAUACGCCUGCAGUGAUGCAACAAAAUCAACAAGAAAUGGUAGGUGUGUCACAACAACAUGUGGCACAGCGAUAUAGCAUGCAACGCUGAAAUACGCAAAGCAUUUUUUUAGUUUGGAAAACACGAAAGGAAACCAUGCAUUAUAUUCAUAACCGACUGAAAAGUGAAAUUUUGUACUGUAUUUAAAGGAUUUUUUGUUUUGAUGAAAAACACUAACCUUAUGAUUGCUCCCAUCUUCAUCCGAAGUGAAGCCCUCAGUUUAACAACGUAACUCUUAAAAAUAUGGCGAGUGUAAUUUUUGCAUUGAAAAAACGUCGCGUAUGUAAUUAAUUAUUGCAUUAAAAAAACGUCACGUGUAACUUUGAAGAAGAAAAAAACGAGUUUUAAAAUAUUUUUAUACAAUGUUUCACGACUUUCGCCUAUAUAUACGUGUUUUUAUAACAGAUUCCUUUUCAAGGCACCAAAUAUAAAAAAGAAGUUCUUCAUAUAGCAACGUGCAAUGCUUGUAUUUUUGUAAUAAUGGGCUAUGUAUUCUUCGCGUGUAAAUUAGUUGGGUCGUGACAGCGGCUUUCUUAAUUAUAGUUCAAGCCAACCUGACGAUUCUCUAUUUUCCACUAGGGGAAUUUGUUCGCUCGAAGCGAAACGAAAACCAAAUCUUGGCAAUGCGAUUGGUUAGCGCAAAAAUUCGCCGCGAAAAAGUUGGAUCAGUUCCUACUUUUUUACUGUUCGCACGAACAAAUUCGCCAAAUGAAAAAUGGGCUUUAUGCUUGACUUUAAUGUAGAUAUAGUUAGCAGAAUUUUAUUGAAUUUCUAGUGUAGCUAGUAUAACUUUUGUUAUUGUUAUUGUUAUUGUUAUUGUUAUUGUUAUUGUUAUUGUUAUUGUUAUUGUUAUUGUUAUUGUUAUUAGUCUAGGGAACCAUAACAGUAUAAUUCUAUGUGUUAUAUGAUUUGGGUAAAUUUGGU